Messenger RNA from Echinostoma caproni, 432 nucleotides. NCBI's taxonomy places the organism in Eukaryota, Metazoa, Platyhelminthes, Trematoda, Plagiorchiida, Echinostomatidae. The record is from the annotation of a GenBank genome assembly.
AUGUAUCAUUCGGACAGUCAACUGGAACACUCCUACACCUCCGAUUUGUCCCCUAUGCUCAAGCGCGUCCUCUCCUCCCGUGUGCUAUACGCGGUCUCCCUUCCUCCACCCAGACGAAAAAAUGGCAUAUGGAAGAUCCAGAACUGGAUUAUCCUCGGUCUUUUUGUAUCCGUCAUCCUUCUGGUCUGGUUCACCCUGCAUACGUCUAUCCUGCCCACUUCGAAUUCCCACUCCGAUCGAGAAAAAUUGCACACUUCCUUAGCCUCACUCGGCAAUCCACAAUCAGCGGAUCCGCUCUCACUGCCCCAUUCACCAUCCGACAGUCGGAAUACACUUUACGGAGUUGUGUUUGAUGCCGGUAGUACAGGGACUCGAGUGCACGUGUUCGAACUGAAUCGACCAGAUCAAGGUGAGUCAAACAGUCAUGCUUGA